Cuscuta europaea is the source of this 1725-nucleotide messenger RNA. NCBI's taxonomy places the organism in Eukaryota, Viridiplantae, Streptophyta, Magnoliopsida, Solanales, Convolvulaceae. The record is from the annotation of a GenBank genome assembly.
GUUUUGAUUAUUCAAAGAAGAAAAAUAUAAACAAAUACGGAGUACUCGUAGGUUCAAACAAGUUAGCUCUCACUUUCAUCAUAUACUCUGUCCAGCUUCUUUUAUUUUCUAGGUUCUCUCUCGCACAUGAAAUAAAAUUAAAUAAAAUAGAAUGGCAAAUAAUGAAGAAACAGUGGUGAUCAUUGUCGGCGCCGGUCCGGCAGGUCUCGCCACCGCCGCCUGCCUGUACAAGCUCUCCAUCCCUUACAUCCUCCUCGAAAAAGAGGACUGCCACGCCUCCAUUUGGAAGAAGUACUCAUACGACCGCCUCCACCUCCACCUGGCCAAGCAUUUCUGCGAGUUGCCGAACUUCAGUUUCCCGGCGACAACUCCGACGUACGUUCCGAGGAAAGAGUUCGUUAACUACUUGGACGAAUAUGCCUCCCACUUCAAAAUCACCCCUCGCUGCAAAAGGGCGGUGGAGUCGGCGACGUACGAUGAGGUUGCCGGGAAGUGGAACGUGAAGGCCGGAGUGACAGACUCUAGGGAGGUGGAGGAAUAUUCCGGCAAGUUUCUUGUGGUGGCCACCGGAGAAUCGAGCGUUCCUUAUAUUCCUGAGGUGACGGGGGUUGAGAGAUUCGCCGGAGAAAUCAUCCACUCGACCCAGUAUAAGAAUGGCGAGAAGUAUAGGAAUAAAAGAGUUUUGGUGGUCGGAUGUGGGAAUUCCGGCAUGGAGAUUGCUCUUGAUCUUUCCAACUAUGGGGCAAAGACCUCCAUAGUUGUACGGAGCCCGUUUCACCUUAUAACUAGAGGAAUGGGAGACUUGGCUCUUACAAUGUUGAAGUACGGUCUGCCUUAUUGGCUUGUUGACUCAGUCCUGGAGCCGCUCAGCAAAUUUGUUUUUGGAGACAUAACUAAAUACUAUGGGGUUAAGAAGCCCAAGGACGGUCCGUUUACGAACAAAGUCAAGAACGGCAAAUAUCCCGUUUUCGACGUCGGGACCCACGCCAAGGUUAAGUCCGGCGAGAUUAAGGUGUUGCCAGCGAUGGUAAAAAUGGACGGCAGUGAUGUCGAAUUUGAGAACGGCACCUCCUAUCCAUUUGACGCUAUUCUUUUCGCUACCGGCUUCAAGAGAUCCACCGCCAAAUGGCUUCAGGGUGAUGAAUAUUUGUUAAAUGACGACGGACUUCCCAAGCAAGAAUUUCCGAUGCACUGGAAGGGGAAGAAUGGGCUCUAUUGCGUCGGGCUGGCUAGGAGAGGAUUGUAUGGGAUUUGUUUUGAUUCCCAAAACAUAGCCAAUGAUAUUAAAAUGCUCGUGUAAUAUUCCAUAAUACUCCCUCCAUCCCGCAAUUAAGUUACCAAUUUUCUUUUUGGAUAGUUCCUAAAUUAAGUUCACACUUUCUUACUUUCCUUUUUUGGCAAAUUAUCUACAUCAAAACAGUGUCAAACAGUGCAAAAUAAUGUCCAAACAGUGCAAAACAGUGUCCAAACAAUGCAAAACUGUGCAAAACAGUGAACUCCACAGUAAAGUUAAAUUUAUUUUCCUAAUAUGUGUGAAGUCAAACCGGAAACUUAAUUGGGGGACGGAGGGAGUAUAAUUUUCUUCCAUUAUUUUUGUGAUUUGAAACUAUUCUAUUGGGGUGUAUUUCCGCAAAUAAAAUCACAAGUAGCCAUGUACAAUUCUAUUUUGUUAGAACGGACUGUUCCCAGCUUCACAAUACAUUUUCUAGACUCCCAAAUUUGCUA